Molecule: messenger RNA, 2076 nt
Organism: Paramuricea clavata
Lineage: Eukaryota; Metazoa; Cnidaria; Anthozoa; Malacalcyonacea; Plexauridae
Source: the annotation of a GenBank genome assembly
AUCGACCAAACCUUGUGUUCCAAGUUAUUGACAGGCAAGGAUCAGACCAUUCCUCUCUAGUUGGUUUGGUCAAGAAUGAAUUUGAUGGCAGCUGUGGAAUAGUAUAUUGCCAACAACGUAAAGACACAGUUGAAGUGGCGUAUCAACUACAGAAGUAUGGGAUCAACGCUACCUAUUACCAUGCUGGUCUGGAUGUCUAUAAGAGACAUCAAAUUGCAGAGAAUUGGAAAGCUGGAAAAAUAGAUGUUAUAUGUGCUACAGUCGCUUUUGGAAUGGGCAUCGACAAAAAAAAGUCAAGUUUGUGAUUCACAAUGGAAUUCCUCCUAGUAUAGAAAACUAUGUUCAAGAGUCGGGUCGAGCAGGGAGAGAUGGAACGGAAGCUCACUGCAUAGUCUUUUUCAAGUUUGAGGACAUGACUAUACAUUUGAAGAACAUGUCAGCCCUACCCGAUGGAGGUGAGAAACAACAACGCCUAAAAAGUCUGAAUCACAUGGUAGAUUACUGUAUGAUUCCUUCAUGCAGGAAGUCACAACUUGUGAGAUACUUUGAUGGUGCAUCUUCUUCUAGUUGUAAUGAGAGAUGUGAUGUUUGCAAACAACCUCCAAAUCCUCCACUAAACGGAACUGAACAUGCAAAGUCUGUUGUGGCAUGUGUGCAGUCGAUGAUUAAAAUUGAUUCAAAUGUUAGUGUUAAAUAUUUGGCACUGACAUAUGGGGGAUCGAGAUCGAAGGAAAUUGUAAAUAAAGGUUAUGUAAAUGCACAGAAUCAUGGGAGUGGUUCUAAAGACUUUAAUAGUAAAACAAUGUACAAAUUUAUUCAUUUAUUGAUUACUGGUGGCAUUUUACAAGAGAAACUAAGAACUGUCUCAGACACUAAAACGACACCACUCCUUGUUCUUGGUGAAAAAGCAUCACAAGUUUUAGACAGGGAUUUUAAAUUUGUGUACUACAAAUAGUUAUGUAAUGAACUACAAAUAGCUUUAACGAUUCCUCACGGGAUUAUAGCCUGUUUACAUUAUAAGUGUACCCGUGGAAAUUAUGGAAAAACAGGCAAUUGGCUAAUCCCUGUAAAUCUCUCUAUUGUUGUAAUACUAUCUCUUUCAAUUAUGACAAUCAUGCACUGUCAAUGCUUUCAUUAUCAGACUGUUCAGAAACAAAUACAUUAAAUUUUGAGGCAUGACACAUCUGGGCAAAUUGCACCUUAUUCACUGCACUGCCAUCUUUUACAAUUGCCAUUGGAGACCAUGGGACAAUCUAGUUUUUAUCUGUGUUCAGAUGUAUUUAUACCAUUUCUUAAAUAGUGAUACACAUUUUAAUCCCUUCCCUCUGCCCCCCCCCCCCCCAUUUCAAUGUUGGUGUCUUGCAACCAGGCAUCAGAUUUUUGUCGACUGAACGCUGAAGUGGGGGAACCCUAUGCCUUUCAAAUUAUUUGAAAUUACAGCACCUGUUCCAUAGUUUUUGGCAAAGAUUGUGCAUAUAAAUAUACUUAACAUAUACAUUGAUAUGUUUCAUUCCAGUGAUUCCACAAACCUCACAGUAUUUUAAUUAAUGCAUAGGCAAACUAUUCGGACAAUACAGAAUUUGACUUGAAAAAGGAGGCAGUCCCAAUGUUGUUCACAUAUUUCUUUUUCAAAAAUGAAAUAACUUUUAGAUACAUUUUGAUGGUUGUAUCCGUUAUUUUAAAUUUUUAGGUACUGCCACACAACGAACCAGGGAUGCGAUAAUUAAUCAUCUCCAGUUGCCGGAUGUAAAUGUGCUAUUACAAUCGUCAGAUCGACCAAACCUUGUGUUCGAAGUUAUUGACAGGCAGGGAUCAGACCACUCCACUCUAGUUGGUUUGGUCAAGAAUGAAUUUGAUGGCAGCUGUGGAAUAGUAUAUUGCCAACAACGUAAAGACACAGUUGAAGUGGCAUAUCGACUACAGAGGUCUGGGAUCAACGCUACCUAUUACCAUGCUGGUCUGGAUGUCUAUAAGAGACAUCAAAUUGCAGAGAAUUGGAAAGCUGGGAAAAUAGAUGUUAUAUGUGCUACAGUCGCUUUUGGAAUGGGCAUCGACAAAAAAAAGUCAAGUUUGUGA